CCUGGAAUCAGGCACCGUAGUGGAGGACGUGCUGUACGCUGCUGGCUCCAACGAAAACUGUGCUGUCUUCAGUCCAAUCCACAGCUUUAUGAUUGAUUUGGACGACCCAAAAAUAGAGGCAUUGUUCUCCAAAACCGAUUGGAAAGAAAUUAUCGCCGACCUUCCGCCUUUCCAACAUUAUGGAGAUGACGCAGACAAAUACUUGGACCGAUGCAUGGAUGUCGACACCAAGGAGGGGUUGAAGGCCGUAUUGGAGACGCGGCAACAAGAUCCCGAGUGCAGAAUAAUUCACUACUGUUUGGACCAGUGGGAGGAUUUGCUUAUCUCGGAGUCGUCGCCUUUCCUUGUGACAGCGCAGCUGGGGGAAACAUGGUGGAAGGAGAAUGCCUGGGGAGUGUGUAGGCGUCUAGCCACAGCGGUCAAAGGUGCUUUCAUUAUCAUGGGAGAAAAAGCCGGUCACGACUCGACGGAAAGAAGAAAUCAGGCUAUCAACAAUGAUGAUAGGAAGAAGAUCGGGGUCAAAGUUGAUUUUCUUUGGAGGACAAUAUCCUCUCCUGAUGUAGAUUGGUCUGCUGGGGAAUCAGCGACGGUUUGGGACCCAGCGUCAAUGAAGUAUCGCUACGAAGGUGUCUUCAAGUUGCCUCGGCAACUGCACGAUAUUCUUGUUGCGAGGACGUCUGAGGUUGGCGGCGUGGACUCCCUUCGCAAGGAGUAUGUUUGUGGUCUGUUGACUGGAGGGCCAGUCAUCCAGAGGGUUCAGAUUUGUUGGGGAACCAAAGGUAAAAACAUUACGCGAUUCUUCAGGUCUCCGGAGCGUCGCCUCUUCUCGACUGUGCAGGAAUUGGGCAUGAGUUUACUGGCUGUUCAUGAUCUUCUCAUCUUACGAGCGACGACCUUGCGACUGUGUCGCACAUAUGAGACCAGUCGCCACCAACUAGCCAAAGAGCAGGCGAAGAAGAGACGCCAGGAGCUGCUGUUCCCCUCUGCCAUGCCGAACGAAAAGAGAAGAAGAUUCAGUCUUCUGAGUUCCUCUCCUUGAAGGUCUCUUCUGUAUAAUAAAUCCAGCAUGCUGGCAUUCUUCCGUAUGUGCACGAAAAAGUGCGGCGUUCUGUAAUCUCUUCAUCCCUUGCUAUUUAUGCCAGCAUCCCUUACUUAUUCAUUUCCCUUGACUCCAAUUGAUUUUUUCCAUCCCUUGAUGCUGUCCCUUAAUGUUGUCCCUUGAUGUUGUCCCUUGAUGUUGUCCCUUGAUGUUGUCCAUUGGUGUUGGCCUUUGAUGUUGUCCCUUGACGCGGUCUUCUAAAUUUUUCUCUUGCCUCUUCACUCUA
Messenger RNA from Gamsiella multidivaricata, 1325 nucleotides. RefSeq lists its product as uncharacterized. Bases 89 to 1039 code for a protein of 316 amino acids. The record is from RefSeq and is a predicted model, not a curated record. The transcript is spliced from 5 exons. Lineage: Eukaryota; Fungi; Mortierellomycota; Mortierellomycetes; Mortierellales; Mortierellaceae.